GUCUCCCGGCGGCGGCGCCUGGGACGUUUCGCAGUUGCCAUGGUAACCAUAUAACAAAUCGCCCCCAGCCGAAGGACGUGUCCCGCUGUUGAAAAUGUCACAAAUGUCCAAUAAAAACAAGAAAGUGGUUCAAAACCUCGCAAAGAGCAUCUCAAAGGAAGUGAAGCACUUUAAUAAAAUAGAAGUUGAGGGCCUUAUCGGAGAGUAUGAGGUGCUGAUGCAGGACAUGAGCAACUAUGGAAGAGAAGUUCCAGGUCUGGAAAGAGGGAAGUUCAGGAGCAAACUGCACAGCAUGUUUGGGAUUACCCACGACAUCAUAAUGGACGGAGUCUUCAAGACGUUUGAUAAAGACAAUGACGGCCACGUCACUAUGAGAGAGUGGAUUGAGGGACUGUCUGUUUUUCUACGGGGGAACAUGGACGAACAAAUAAAAUUCUGUUUCCACGUGUUUGACUUGAAUGGAGACGGCUACAUCUCCAGAGAGGAGAUGUUGCAAUUGAUGAAAAAUAGCCUCAUCCUGGCCACAGAGGAGGAAUCAGAAGAAGGAAUCAAAGACCUGGUGGAAAUCACCCUCAAUAGGAUGGACCAUGAUCAUGAUGGCAAACUGUCUUUUGAAGACUUUGAAAAAGCAAUUAAAGAAGAAAACCUGUUACUCACGGCCUUUGGGCCAUGCCUCCCUGACUACAAGAGUAUCGAGAAAUUUGAGCAACGUGUAUUUUAUGUACAACUGUUCCAAUGAAAGAAUCACAUUCAUGUGGAUUCUGAGACUGACUUUCUUUAAUAAAAAAAUGAAUGUAUGUGUUUGGAAGGAGAAUUUGUAAAUAAUAAAAAAAAGGCUACAAAGAGAAGAUGUUUGUCUAAUCAAAUCCGACGACGUGG
This is a messenger RNA of Mugil cephalus (flathead mullet), 879 nucleotides long. It is a transcript of the gene efcab1, whose product is annotated as EF-hand calcium binding domain 1. The record is from RefSeq and is a predicted model, not a curated record. The coding region runs from base 95 to 739 and encodes 214 amino acids. Gene Ontology annotation, molecular function: calcium ion binding. Lineage: Eukaryota; Metazoa; Chordata; Actinopteri; Mugiliformes; Mugilidae. The transcript has 6 exons.